Molecule: messenger RNA, 1101 nt
Organism: Cynocephalus volans (Philippine flying lemur)
Lineage: Eukaryota; Metazoa; Chordata; Mammalia; Dermoptera; Cynocephalidae
Gene: ZDHHC15
Product: zinc finger DHHC-type palmitoyltransferase 15
Exons: 11
Coding region: 59-1072 (337 amino acids)
Molecular function (GO): palmitoyltransferase activity
Source: RefSeq, a predicted model, not a curated record
GCCCAAGCAGUUCCGACCCAGCGCCAGCAGGCCUGCUUGGUCGAUCUUCGAGCCGAAGAUGCGGCGGGGCUGGAAGAUGGCUCUGUCCGGUGGACUGAGGUGCUGCCGCCGGGUAUUGUCCUGGGUGCCAGUGCUUGUUAUUGUCCUCGUCGUGCUCUGGUCCUACUAUGCCUACGUCUUUGAACUCUGCCUGGUGACUGUUUUGAGCCCAGCAGAAAAAGUUAUCUACCUCAUACUCUACCAUGCCAUCUUUGUGUUCUUUGCCUGGGCCUACUGGAAGUCUGUCUUUACGCUCCCACAGCAGCCAAACCAGAAGUUUCACUUGUCCUAUACAGACAAGGAGCGCUAUGAAAAUGAAGAGAGGCCUGAGGUCCAGAAGCAGAUGCUUGUUGAUAUGGCCAAGAAGCUACCAGUUUACACAAGAACCGGGAGUGGAGCUGUACGAUUCUGUGACCGGUGCCAUCUGAUCAAGCCAGACCGCUGCCACCACUGCUCUGUCUGUGCCAUGUGUGUAUUAAAAAUGGACCAUCACUGCCCUUGGGUUAAUAACUGCAUUGGAUUUUCCAACUACAAAUUCUUCCUCCAGUUCUUAGCUUAUUCUGUUCUCUACUGCCUGUACAUUGCUACAACAGUCUUCAGCUAUUUCAUCAAAUACUGGAGAGGGGAAUUGCCCAGUGUUCGCUCUAAGUUCCAUGUCCUUUUCCUCCUCUUUGUGGCCUGCAUGUUUUUUGUCAGCCUUGUGAUUCUCUUUGGUUACCAUUGUUGGCUUGUCAGCAGAAACAAAACUACCUUAGAGGCCUUCUGCACUCCAGUGUUUACAAGUGGCCCAGAGAAAAAUGGGUUCAACCUUGGCUUCAUCAAGAAUAUCCAGCAGGUGUUUGGAGAUAACAAGAAGUUCUGGUUAAUACCUAUUGGGUCCAGCCCUGGUGAUGGACACUCCUUCCCUAUGAGGUCUAUGAAUGAGUCACAGAACCCACUGCUAGCAAAUGAAGAACCCUGGGAAGAUAAUGAGGAUGACAACCGAGAUUAUCCAGAAUGCUCAUCAUCUCUUGCUGUGGAAACAGAAACGUAGCAGCUUUCACAUUUCCUGCAUGUCUCAGG